This is a messenger RNA of Chinchilla lanigera (long-tailed chinchilla), 3821 nucleotides long. It is a transcript of the gene Micu3, whose product is annotated as mitochondrial calcium uptake family, member 3. The record is from RefSeq and is a predicted model, not a curated record. The transcript has 16 exons. Lineage: Eukaryota; Metazoa; Chordata; Mammalia; Rodentia; Chinchillidae. Gene Ontology annotation, biological process: calcium import into the mitochondrion; mitochondrial calcium ion homeostasis. The coding region runs from base 1 to 1530 and encodes 509 amino acids. Gene Ontology annotation, cellular component: uniplex complex. Gene Ontology annotation, molecular function: calcium ion binding.
AUGCGACUACAAAUGGUUCACGACCUCGAGCCUAGCAAGGGACUGUUAGGCGACGCGACACCGCAGCGCGGCCUCGUUCCGCUGACCCAGCAGCGCCCUGCGGUGCCGGCUUCUCGCGCGGCCCGGGGCCAGCGCGGUUAUUUACGACUGGGCGCUUCUCUGCCGGGCGGCCGGGGUUCCUCACCUCGUGCGGGCAGGGCGACGGUGGCGCUGUCACUGGUGCACCUGGACCCCAGGGGUCGCGCUGUCUUCGGUCCUGUCAGCUUCCCACUCCCGGAGGUGGGGACUCGGAGAGGAAGGGCACGACGGGCGGAAAAGGUUGCCGUUGGAAGAACAGAUACUGAAGACUUAGACCUCUAUGCGACAUCUCGGGAGAGGCGGUUUCGUUUAUUUGCCUCUGUAGAAUGUGAAGGGCAGUUAUUCAUGACUCCGUAUGAUUUUAUUUUGGCUGUUACAACAGAUGAGCCCAAAUUUGCUAAAACGUGGAAGUCACUUUCCAAACAGGAAUUGAAUCAGAUGCUAUCAGAAACACCGCCAGUUUGGAAGGGCUCAUCAAAGCUAUUUCGAAAUCUUAAAGAAAGAGGUGUGAUUUCUUAUACAGAAUAUCUUUUUCUUUUAUGUAUUUUAACAAAGCCACAUGCAGGCUUUAGAAUAGCUUUCAACAUGUUUGACACUGAUGGCAAUGAGAUGGUGGAUAAAAAGGAGUUUUUGGUGCUUCAAGAGAUAUUCAGGAAAAAAAAUGAAAAGAGAGAGACUAAAGGAGAUGAAGAAAAGCGUGCAAUGUUGCGUCUUCAACUUUAUGGAUACCAUUCUCCUACUAAUAGUGUCCUUAAAACAGAUGCUGAGGAACUUGUCUCCAGAAGCUAUUGGGACACACUGAGGCGGAACACAAGCCAAGCGCUCUUUGCGGACCUCGCAGAGCGUGCUGAUGACAUCACAAGUUUAGUAUCAGAUACUACACUUCUUGUCCACUUUUUUGGAAAGAAAGGAAAAGCUGAGCUCAACUUUGAAGAUUUUUAUAGAUUCAUGGAUAACCUCCAAACAGAAGUUUUAGAAAUAGAAUUCCUUUCCUACUCUAAUGGAAUGAAUACUAUCAGUGAGGAAGAUUUUGCUCAUAUUCUUUUACGAUAUACAAAUGUGGAAAAUACAUCAGUAUUUUUAGAAAAUGUGCGUUACAGUAUACCUGAGGAGAAGGGCAUCACAUUUGAUGAAUUUAGAUCAUUUUUCCAAUUUCUGAACAACCUAGAAGACUUUGCAAUAGCCCUAAAUAUGUAUAACUUUGCAAGCCGUUCUAUAGGACAAGAUGAAUUUAAACGUGCUGUCUAUGUAGCUACUGGACUCAAACUUUCACCACAUUUAGUGAAUACUGUCUUCAAGAUUUUUGAUGUUGACAAAGAUGACCAAUUAAGUUAUAAAGAAUUUAUUGGAAUUAUGAAGGACAGACUCCAUAGAGGAUUCCGGGGUUACAAGACAGUCCAGAAGUAUCCUACUUUCAAAUCCUGUCUGAAAAAAGAACUUCACAGCAGAUAAAUACUCCUAAAGCAAACUUUAAAGAACUAUUAUCUCACAAACAUAGAAGCAAAACUCUCUUAGAGUGGAAGCAAGUCUGAGAUCAGAACAUGUAGCAAAUGAAGGAAAAAGUGAAAAGUUAUGAAAUUUCUAUUUUUCUUGAACAGAAUUCUUAAAGACAUAAAAUGCUUCUGCUACCCAUCUUAUGUAUAACAAAGUUGAGCUUUGGCCUUGAUUUACUGAACUCUGCACUUUUUCAUUCCUUUCCGAAGUAUAAAGAUACUUCCAGUGACUAUAUAAGAAUGUAUUUUAAAUAUUUUUAUUUAUUUAUUAGAACUUUGCCGCAUUUCAAAGUAAUUUAUGACUCAUGGACUGCAGAUCACCUUAAAAUGAACAAAACAUUUUCUCUGGUUUUGAACUGUGAACUUAAUUUGGAAAAUAAAUAUUACUUCCUAUUUAUUUUAGGGUCCUUAGAAUUGUUAGUAAAUCCGUGUUGUUUGCCAGGUUUUUAAGUAUAUUGAAAUAAUUUUUGGAAAAUAAGUAGAAAUUAAGGUACUAAGUAACAUGAUGAUGGUUUACAUUGUACUUUUAACUUUUAAAAGUACUUAGGUAACAUGUAUUGCUUGACUUGUGAAAUGUUUUUAUUGUUGUUACUCAUUUACCAAAGCCAACAGAAUGUCUGGUAUCCCUUUAUGUAUAGAAUAAUGAACUUAAAAUGUAAAGUUCUCAAAAACAUAAAUGUCAUAUAUUGAUAAUUAGAAGCAGGUCAGUUGUAAUAGUAGACACUGUCAUUGUAAACAUGACGCUGCUCCUGAUUAUAGGUGAUACAUGUAACGCUAGUAAAAAUAAUAUCCUACAGCUCUGUAACUUAUUCCAUAUUGUUAAUACAUGUCUGUGGUGACAAAAUGAGUGUUAUAAAUUAAUAAUCAAAAAUAGUUUAAAAGACGGAUUAUGUUUAGGCAGAAGCUAAUGUUUUGUUUCUUUCUGAAGGACCACAUGCAAAAGUGAUGCCAGUAAUAAUGAAUAAUUUAAAUAUAACUUGUUAUUUCAAAAACCAUAUGUCUUAAAAGAGAAAAUAAAAACUUUCUUUUGAAAAAAAUACAAAAUUAUCUUUUCAAAUGGAGAAAUAAUUUGAUAGUACUUACUAGAAAUCUGUUUAAAGAUAUGUAGUUUAUUUAAGGAUAUUAUACAAAAAUAGUGCAAUGAAUUUAAGUUUAUAUAUCGCAUGUGGAAUAUAGUUCAAUUAUCUUCUUUUUUAAGGCAUAUUUAACGAUGUUACGUACACUCCAAUUAUUGUAUUGCUUUUGCAUAUGAAAAUAGGAAACACUGUUUUUAUGUUAAUAAAUGUGAAAUUGAUUUGCAUCAUCUUAUUUAUAGAAGUAAUGUUAUUUCCAUGAAAAUGUUACCAGAAUUGACUUUGUGUUUGUUAGACCUUUUACCUCCUUUACCUGAAUUAUUUAUUAUACCAACGUAGAAAUACAGAUUUGUAAGUUUAAGAAUCACACAUAGUAUAAUAAUUGAAGUUCACCUGCUUUGAAGAUUCAGUCAACUGAUUAACUGAGUAAAGAUGCUUACUUAUUCAUUUAUUAUUUAUCAUGUCCAGCUCUAUUAUACUUUAUAUUCAGUGUUGUCCAUAUUAUUUUGUAUCAAAAAUAAUUGAAAAAUGCAGGAGUCUUGGACCAUAAAUAAAAUUAUCUUAAAUACAUAGAGUAUCUUGUAAAUAUAGAUUAAAAUUGAAUUCGUUCAUAAAAAUCCUUUAGAAUUCCAUCUCCCAAGGAAGAAAAGCACCCUACGUACAUAAUCAGUUUUUUUUUAACUUAUCAGUGUGAGUGGAUCUAUAUAUAAGGCUGCAACAUAAUAUAACAAUAGGAAUAAAUAAAACAUUCUGAUCAGUUAAAUGGAAAGAGAAUAGUAAAUUACAGUGACUCCCUUUAUAAUAUCACUCUUGAAAUUUAUCACCUAUAAAAUGGAGGUAAAAAUAUCUCACUGGAUUGUUGUUUACAUCAAUUUAAAUAUUUUUGAAUUCUUUGAACAUAAUGUACUAAAUACAUGUCUGCUGUUAUUUUUGGUAUUUCCUUUUACACACUAUUCUUCAAAAGAUUAAGUUAUACACAAAACUUUAGUAUUAUACUUUUUAGAAAACCCUAUAUGAUAUGUGAUAAAUCAUUUGUGGUACUUCUGAGAAUCAUUUCCCAAUAAGAAAUUAUUUCACUAAAAUUGCAAUUAGUUGUUCUUAUUAUAAAUUAUAAUUGUAAAGCAACCUGUCUUACAUUUUUAUAUUAUUUUAAAAUAAAUGUACCUACCCUUGAAUC